GAGGUGAUGGCGGCUGUGGCCGUAGGGCCGCGGUGGCUGGCAGGGUCUGGCCUCCUGGGCCGGUGGGGCUGCGGCUGCCGGCGGCUCUGGGCGCUGCCAGCAGGACUGGCCGCUGCCGCUCCUCCUCCAGCCGGUGCUUCAUCGGGCUCGGGCGCGCUGAGCCCCUUCGACCGGCGGCUGAAGCGGAAGCAGAAGAACUGGGCGGCGCUGCAGGCCGAGCCCGGCAAGUGCGACUACCUGCGGGAGGAGGUCGGCGGGAGGAUAGCGGACAGGGUGUUUGACAUCCCCAGAACCUUUCCGCUUGCUUUGGAUGUCGGCUCAGGAAGAGGUUACAUAGCUCAACAUUUAACCAAGGACACAGUUGAAAAACUUAUUCAAGUUGAUAUUGCAGAGAAUGCCUUAAAGAAUGCUGUGGAAUCUGAAGUCCCUACAGUCAGCGUUGUAGCUGAUGAGGAAUCCCUUCCUUUCAAAGAAGAUACAUUUGAUCUUGUUGUUAGUAGCUUAAGUUUACACUGGGUGAAUGACCUUCCCAAAGCUUUUAGAGAGAUUCACCAAGUUCUUAAGCCGGAUGGAGUAUUCAUUGGUGCAAUGUUUGGAGGAGACACUCUAUAUGAGCUUCGUUGCUCUUUGCAGCUAGCAGAGCUGGAAAGAGAAGGAGGAUUUUCUCCUCACGUAUCACCGUUCACUGCUGUCUCUGAUUUGGGACAUCUGCUGUCGAGAGCCGGCUUUAACACACUGACUGUGGAUACUGAUGAAAUUCAGGUCAACUACCCAGGGUUGUUUGAAGUUAUGGAAGACUUGCAAGGUAUGGGGGAGAGUAAUUGCUCUUGGAAUAGGAAACCUCUGCUACACAGGGACACAAUGUUAGCAGCUGCUGCAAUAUACCAAGAAAUGUACGGAAAUAGUGAUGGCUCAGUACCUGCCACGUUUCAGAUCUUCUACAUGAUUGGCUGGAAAUUCCAUGAAUCACAGGCAAAACCAGCCAAGAGAGGUUCUGCAACAGUUUCAUUUGGAGAUCUGUCAAAGUUAGGUGGAUUUGUAUCAAGAGAAAAAAAAUGAUUUUCAUCAGAAAUAAUAGUUGUCUUGAAGCUGCUAUAAAACUUCUCAUUGCAGAUAGUCUUCACUUGAGCUUAUUUUGUGACAACAUUCUGAACUGAUGAUUAUCUGCACACAGCAGGAGUUUUUUGUUUUGUACUACCUAUGCUACAACAUCAGCUGUGUAAAAUUAUGUUAAUUUCUUGUUUCUAGAGAAAUAUUUGAGCAGUAUUCAAAGAAUAAAUGCUCUCCUGACUUUGGAUUAAA
Pezoporus occidentalis (night parrot) is the source of this 1302-nucleotide messenger RNA. It is a transcript of the gene NDUFAF5, whose product is annotated as NADH:ubiquinone oxidoreductase complex assembly factor 5. Gene Ontology annotation, biological process: mitochondrial respiratory chain complex I assembly. Gene Ontology annotation, molecular function: S-adenosylmethionine-dependent methyltransferase activity. Gene Ontology annotation, cellular component: mitochondrion. The transcript is spliced from 11 exons. Bases 7 to 1059 code for a protein of 350 amino acids. Lineage: Eukaryota; Metazoa; Chordata; Aves; Psittaciformes; Psittacidae. The record is from RefSeq and is a predicted model, not a curated record.